AUGGUGAGCAGAGGUCCACUGGCCAUUUGGCACGGGCUACUGCUGCUGUUGUUACUACCACUUCCCAGCCACGGAGGACCGGCCCUGAGACCUACUCUCCUCAGCCAGACAACUGAAGACUCUCCUGCUCUGCACCUCAUCAAUGGCCCUGGACAAGAACCUGUUACCAUUAUGACCUUUAACCUCACCAAGAUCACAAAAAUCUCCUCCUCUUUUGAGUUUCGGACUUGGGAUCCAGAGGGAGUCAUUUUUUAUGGUGAUACCAACCCAAAGAAUGACUGGUUUAUGCUGGGGCUUCGGGAUGGCAGGCCUGAGAUCCAGCUUCAUAAUCACUGGGCUCAGCUUACAGUGAGUGCUGGACCCCGGCUGGACAAUGGGAGGUGGCACCAGAUGGAAGUGAAGAUCCAUGGGGAUUCCUUGCUACUCAGGGUGGAUGGGGUGGAGGUGCUGCGUCUGAGACAGGUCUUUGGACAACUGGCCAACAAUUCCCAGCUCAUCAUGAGGAUUGCACUGGGAGGACUGUUGUUCCCUGCCUCUGACCUCCGGUUGCCGCUGGUCCCUGCCCUGGAUGCCUGCCUGCGCCAGGAUGACUGGCUGGACCAACAGGCCCAGACCUCGGCAUCUGUCCCCACUAGUGUCAGAAGCUGUGCUGUAGAGUCUCAACCUGGAAUAUUCUUCCCUCCAGGGACUGGUGCAGAAUUUUGUCUCCAAGAAAUUCCCCGGCCUCAUGCAGAGCCCUGGGCCUUCUCCUUGGACCUGGCACUCCAGCUGGCAGCAGGUUCAGGCCGCCUCCUUGCUCUUGGGACGCCAGAAAACCCUUCUUGGCUCAGCAUCCACCUCCAAGAUCAAAAAGUGGUGUUGUCUUCUGGGUCGGGGCCAGGGCUGGAUCUGCCCCUCGUCUUGGGGCACCCUCUUCAGCUGAAGCUGACUGUGUCCGGGGUUGUUGUGAGCCAGGGGGCAAAGAAGGAGAUCCUUGCUCUGCCUCCCACGGGCCCUGGCUCCCUCGUUGAUCUCUGGGUCCAGCCGCAGGGGCGUCUCUUCCUAGGGGCUUUGCCAGGAGAGGCCGCUUCUGCCUCCUUUUGCUUGGAUGGCCUUUGGGCACAAGGCCAGAGUCUGGACAUGGACCGGGCGCAGAGCAGAAGCCUGAACAUCUGGACUCACAGCUGUCCUCAGAACCCAGGCAAUGGCAGUGACACCACCCAUUAA
Rangifer tarandus platyrhynchus (Svalbard reindeer) is the source of this 1206-nucleotide messenger RNA. The record is from the annotation of a GenBank genome assembly. NCBI's taxonomy places the organism in Eukaryota, Metazoa, Chordata, Mammalia, Artiodactyla, Cervidae.